Molecule: messenger RNA, 6480 nt
Organism: Dendronephthya gigantea
Lineage: Eukaryota; Metazoa; Cnidaria; Anthozoa; Malacalcyonacea; Nephtheidae
Product: laminin subunit alpha-2-like
Exons: 34
Coding region: 119-6448 (2109 amino acids)
Source: RefSeq, a predicted model, not a curated record
AACAGGCUGCUAUUACCCUGGUCUUCACCAUAUCUCUGCUGAGAAGAGCAUUUACGAGGAGGCUAAUUCUAGUCUUUCUCUCGUCCUGGAUAUCCCAAAGAAUGGGUACUUUCGCAUCAUGAUCAAAUAUUCGCUGCAAAUUUCUGAUUCUGCUCAAGUGAACAUUGCUUUGAUGGACGACGAAGAUGGUACCGUGAUUAAUUCCAGUAUAAAAACGUUUCAAAAAUGCGCCACAACUUGCUACCAUCGACUGUCAUCCGAGUUUUUAUAUCUGGACGAAGGAAAAGUUGAUGUGCUGGUGAAUUCUGUUCAGAGUGAUUUGAAAUUGGAGAAAGUGAUCGCAAUUCCACGGGAGUUUUAUGAGGACACCGUGCUUGGUGAUAGAGUUUCGUCACACUUCCAAUUUCAGUGUAAUAUCGACGAUAAUGAAAUGGGGUUGGGAACAGACCUGGAAGAAUAUUGUUUGUCAAAUGUCUUUUCUCUUACGAUCGCUUACAACGGAAAGCCUUUGAAUUGCAGCUGCAAUCCAAUUGGUUCGUACAACCAUACCACGUGCGACCCACAUGGCGGUCAAUGUGCAUGUAAGCCUGGAGUGACAGGUCGUGAUUGCAGUCAGUGUUCGCCGGAGUUUUACGGAUUCUCGGAAACAGGAUGUAGCUCGUGUGGUUGCGAAGGUUUGGACAAGCAAUGCAAUCUGAUCACAGGCUGGUGCAACUGUCCCAGCAACACAGCUCUGAGGACAUGCGAACCUUGCCAGUGUAACGGGAACUCUGACCGAUGUAUGAGAUCUGGAGAAUGCCUGGAUUGUCAAAACCACACAACUGGUUUUUACUGUGAAAGAUGUAUGAAUGGGACUUAUGGAAAUGCUUCUGCCGCUGACUGCAAAGAUUGUAAGUGUCAUGACGUUGGCUCAAAGAACAAGCUUUGUGACAGUGUGACCGGGCAAUGUUCCUGUAAAACUAACGUCGUUGGUAGGAAUUGCUCACAAUGCCACGUGAACACAUACAACAUGUCUAUUAAUGGCUGCAUGGAGUGCACGUGUAACGCUGAUGGCUCUAGAGAUCUUCAGUGCGACGAUGAUGGAAAAUGUCCGUGCUUGGCUCACGUGACUGGAGAGAAAUGUACUCAAUGCACCAUGGGAUACUACGGUCUGCCUACGAAGCCAUGUCAAGCUUGUGGCUGUAGUUCAAUCGGGAGUCGAAAUGGAACCGUGUGUUCAAAUGAUGAGCUGGGAAUGUGCGUUUGCAAACCUGGGGUCAGCGGCCGAGCUUGUGAUACUUGUCAGAAGAUGUACACAAAUUUCAGUUCCGCUGGCUGCUCAAUAUGUUCAGCCUGCCCUCGAAACCUCCAGUAUGUUUUGAAUGGUGUUUUGGAAGAAUUUUUCAAUGUCUCCCGAGAUGUCGACGAACUGCAGAACUUUACAUCCGUGGGAAAUUACUACGAAGACACAGUCUCACGACUUGAAACGACCCAGAAACUUGGAGAUGAAUAUUCUGCAAUCAUAACAACGUUCAAAGAAGAGUGUGAUGCUCUUUUAACCUCAUAUUCCUUGGAACUUGUGCGUCUUAAUGAUGAAGUGGCUGAUCAGAAUAACAGAAUAUCCGCCGUUAUUCCGUUGAUUGAAAACCAAACAAAAAUUGCUCUAGAAAAAGUUCUGGAUAUCCGGGAGAGUUCUCUUAGUUCAAAGAAUUUCACCGAUGGAACUCACGAAUUUCUUCAAGACAUUCUCCUUGUGUUGGUCAACUUGGUGGAGUCCAGCACACUCAAAUAUAACGAAGCAAAGAUUCUUUUUCAACAUCUUUCAAAUAUUGAUUUUAAUAACGAGCUUAAUAUGGUGAACGAAACUUCAAAUUCCGCCAGAAAUUUAUCACAAAUGAUUGCUAAUAUUUCCCAAGAGGUCAUAUCCCAAGAUGAUUUAGCGCGCGCUCUGCAGGUGUCAGUCGACCAGGUCGCAAAACAGUUCACUGAAACGCAAAAUAAAAGCGAUGCAGACCACGAGGAUUUUGUGAAGAAAAUUCAAAACAUCUACGGGAAAUUUUCCACAGCCUCUGAGCUGGUGAAGGACAUAGAGAGUACAAAUGAAAAGUCACGACUAUUCAUAGAAAAGGCAACUGCAAUCUUGGACCAGAGCGAUACUGUUGUGCAUGAUGCAACAGAGAAUUUGAAGCAGACAGAACUCGUCACUCGACAGAUAAGAGAUAUGGUUACUGCAGUUAGUGGACAACUUGAGAUCUCCAUGUUACAGUACGACUUUACCGGUAGUGUGUUUUUGAUGAAGAUUUUGCAAGCACGUGAUUUACUCGCUCGGGAUUUCCCGAGUGGCUUGUCGGAUCCUUACGCCAUCAUCUCGAUUAUUCCUGCUUGGAGAGGACAAAAGAGUCAGAGGUCACGAACAAUCAAUGGAACGCUAUCGCCAGUGUUUCCAUUCUACGAUAUCUUUAGUUUCAACAUCAAAGUCGAGGAAAUCCCUUUGACCAAAGUCCUGAUAUCACUUUAUGAUUACGAUGCUGGCGAAGAUUCUGAUGACAGUUUGGGUGAAGUUGUAAUAAACCUUCAGCAAGAUGAUUUCUUUGACAGAAUUGUCACAAAGUGGUUUACAGUUCAACCAAAGGGAAUAACUGCGUUAAGCACUGGAAACUUUGACGCAGAAGGUAUUGGAUUGUUGGAUAUGAAUAUAUUACUACAACAUCAGAUUGAUCAGAUCCAACCUGAAUUGACUAUCGCUGAGACGAAACUGACCGCAGCAAAAGCUAACGUUACAAAUCUUGAGAACGCUAUGAAUUCACUGAACAGAUCAUUACAAGAGGCAGUGACGUAUACCAGAAGACCAAUUGAAGUCCUCGGGAUUUACGAUACAGUGUUGAUGUUGGUAAACGAGACGGUUCAGAAAGCCAACGAGACCAGAAUUGCCAUUGUUAACUUGAUGAACUAUCUUGUGGAAAGGUCUGUGGAAGAAAUUAACAAUGAUUUCAGUGAUGCAAACGAAAAAACCCGGUCGCUCUACCAAGCUACCCUGUUACGGAAUUCAUCAAAGGCAGUCCAUCUCGAGGGGACCAUCACAUCAGCCAAUAAAACCUUCAGAUCUGUGCUUCCAUUGUGGCAUCAAAUCAAUCAAUAUAUGCCUGAUCUCCAAGCAAAGACAGCGUUAUACCAAACAGAAUCUUUACAAGAGGAAGAUAUCCGAAAGACAGCCUUGUUUGCAAACAACAUCAGUAACAUCUUCAUGGAAAGAAUCACAAAAUUACACGGAGAAUGUGAAAACUUGUUAGCAGAUAUGAUUACUAUGACAACCAGGAUGGAUGAAAUAUUAGCUGCAUACGAUAAUCACUCCAAAUAUAUCGUUGACGGCAUAGAACUCAUAACGAAAGCGGAGGAAAAAUUAAAGGCAAACCCAAGCCCAAGGGAAAAUGUCUUAGCGGCUCUGCCAAUUAAACAGAAUUUCGAACAAACUCGUGAUGGAGUCGCUCAGAAAAUUAUUGAAAUGGAGGAAAGAAUAUCACGCAUGAAGAACGCGUCAAAAGUGUUCAACUUUGCCAUGAAGUUUCUUGGUGACGGAUCCACAGUUUUUAAACCUUCCAAAGAGUUCCAACUCAAUGGAAUAUCGGACUUUAUUGAGUUUGAUUUUAAAACAAACAGCUCAAGAGGUGGAAUUAUUUAUGUGAUAACUUCACAGCAGGAUCUGAGCAAGAGUCUGCGAGUUUUUAUCACACGGGGGCAACUUUGCGUGUCAACUGACUUUGGUCCAGGCCCUGAAACUCUUUGCCAUCCUUCAAACGUAGCUACGGGGGAGUGGUUCCGAGGACAAUUCACGCGAUACAAAGCAUUUCAUUUUCUGACGCUGUUAACUAAAGAUGGUCUGUACAGUACAGUAAAUAUGACCUCACCUGGGAACAGCCACAAUUCCGAUUACAACGAUGAUACAACUAUAUAUCUUGGCGGCCUUCCACCCGAUGUCUUUCCAAGCGUUUUAUCUUAUUACUCCUUUUAUGACGGAGUUCUUGAUCACCUUCGUAUAAAUUCAGAAGAAAUUCAUCUAUGGCAACCCAGUGAGAUGUACGGACAAGAAAUAUACUAUGCCAACAGACGUUUCCCCAAACAUCCAGCCAGCCCAGUCUACGCCGCUAGUUUCUUUGGCACUGGUGGAAUAUGGCAGCAAAUGGGAGAGUUUACACUCAAUACUUCUGAGGUUAAAAUUUCGAUGGAAUUUCGGACCUUACACAAAAAUGGAUCGUUAUUUAAUGUUUUCAUUGCCGGCAAUGAUUCAGUUCUUGAGGUGUAUUUACAACAGGGACAUGUUAAGGUUUUGAUCAAGCCUGAUUCAUCACAGGAAAUUACAGUUGUUAGUCGAAGGUCAUCAUAUGACAACGGACAAUGGUAUAACGUCUCCUUAAGCAUCUCACAAAACCGAACAAGGUUAAGCGUAUCCCAAACUGGUUCAAACACACUGGACACGCGUACGGUAGAACUUGAGAACAUGCCUUAUACAAGUGAUGGCGUUCAGAUUGUAAUUGGUGGCAGAAGAGUUUCCUUCGCAGGUGACAUAAGAAAUCUCAGAUUAAGUGGAGAAAAUGAGUCCGAUGUAUUGAGGGAUCUUGUGGGGUCAGAAUGGAUCAAAGAUGAUGGCGUGAGCUAUGAUGGGAUCAUCAAAGGGGAUCAGAUAUACCCAGGCUAUCGUCUCUAUGGUUAUUUGCCGUAUAAAGGACAUGGUAGUUAUUCUGUUUUGGAAAGUCAAAGCAAUCCAGUAAAGCAGCUACAGUUUACGUUCAAAACGUUAGUAAAGGAUGGUGUAUUGGUGUACAGCUCUAUCAAGAAUGAGUCCAACAACGAGGAAUCGAGAUUUUUCUACAUCGCUUUAUGGAAUGGUUACUUGUAUAUUUCCCAUCAAACUGGUGACUUCAGUAAUCUGACACCUUUAUAUUAUCAAGAUGAACCAUUGAAUAAUAACAGAUGGCAAACUGUGACCUUGAAUUACACUAACAACGGAUUUCAUGCAUACCUAAACGGAAAAAGGAUCCACAUUGGCUGGUUUGGAAAUGUUCACGAACCAAUAAACAUGGGUCGAUCACUUCAUGUUGGUGGCGUUGAACCAAGUGGUUAUAUUUUCUUGCCAGUUCCUGUACAUUGGUCUCUACAAGCGGAUUUCCAGAGCUUUCUAAUGGAUUCACAGGAUAUGAGCCUGUUAUCUGGACAAUCAGAAGGAGUAUCUGUUGGGGGAAUCACGUCUGCAACCAUCAUUCCAACAUUACCUCCGACUAUGGCAACAACUGCCGGUCCUCAAUGUCACUCGGCACCUGGUCGUCCACGACAGUCCGACGAUGUUAACUCGGCAAAAUUCGGAGCAACUUCGUACGAUUAUAACACGACCAUACCUAGCUAUCUUGGGUUCACCCUAACUGACAAACAGAGGGAUUUCUUUAAAUCAAGUAUUGUGAUAACGUUGGAAAUGCGAUCAUUGACAAAAAAUGGUCUGGUGUUUUAUGCGGCAGAGAGCGAGACAAACCCUACAAGUUUUAUCUCCCUCGAGUUGGUUGACGGGCGACUACGAUACCAGUUCCGGUCUCCUACCGGACAAGUUACUAUGGAAACAAGUAGAUCAUAUUCCUUGGAUGCUGUUUGGUACAAGAUCUAUUUAUUACGUAUAUUUCAAUUCGGCGCUAUUGUCAUCCCUCAAACGAAGGAAUAUCACAACAAUCGUCAUCGGAAUUCACCGUCUAUGAUCACGAUCACAACUCCCUUCUUCAUUGGUGGAAUACCAAGUCAUGUGACCGCCUCAAAUCUUGUCCACCCUGACCUCAAUUUUGUUGGAUGCAUAAGAAAUGUUGAGAUUUCAUCCUCCCGCGAAGAUGUUACCCUGGAUAUGUCUAAUGCAGACCUGACCGGGUCGUCUGUCGGCAAAUGUCAUUCAAAUAUUGAACCCGGAGCUUACUUCAAUGGUGAUGCGUGGAUGAGAUUUAAUAAUGUUUCCUUAAAGCAAGACUUUACGAUCACUUUUCAAUUCCGAACUUAUCGACGUUCUGGAUUGUUGUUGGCACUCGAUACGCUAGCAGGGCGUGGCCUGAUCCUGCAACAGACAUCAGGAAAGCUUGUUUUGAUAUAUAACAAUGGCACAGCUAACAUUGAACUGCCUUGGAUGCCUUCAUCAGACAGUAACCAUGUUUCUUACAUUAUCUGUCAACUGGAAUGGUACCACGUUCAAAUUACGAGGCAAGGCACGGAGCUUUCCCUGGUGAUUAAUAAAACAUACAAAAUUUCAAGUGAGGUGGCGGAUAGUAAUAAACUGAUCGGUACCUUGUUUCUGGGCCAAAUUUCAGAAAGCAGCCUGGGUGUAACAGCCUCGGCAUUCUACGGAUGUUUAAAAGAUGUUUACAUUGAUGGCAUACUACUGGACAUAUCUCGACCUUUUAUCCAAAGAAACACAGAAUUAUCCUGUCCAAUUGAUGAGGGCUAGCACUUGAAAAAUAUUAUGAGCAAAGCUAAAGU